AGACAAAGCUCAACUGAUGAAUUGGGAGAAAUAUGGUGUAAGGAUUGGAGUAGAAGAAGGAAGCCUAUUGUCCUCUGAGACAGUAGAAGCAGCAGUGGUUGCUCUUGUAGGAGGACAGUUCGAGUUUCCUCCUAAUACUGUGCUAGUGAGUGCUGUGUAUGCAGUAUCACUCUCAAAGCCUCUCCUCAAACGACUUAAAUUAGAGAUACAGCACUGCGUUGAUUUAACAGGACGACCAGGUCUUAGUCAUUAUCUAAAGUUUGCUAUAGCUCCAGUGAGCACACCCAGUCUUCCUUACCAGUUCUCAGUGGUUGAGGAAGGAGAGUUUAGCUCUAAUAGUGGGUAUGGAUCCAUUCAACGUAAGAAGUUCUGUUUAGUUUGUAUACUGGGAGAAGAAUCAACUAAUGGAGAUUCAGAUUCAGAAGAUGAUGAAAAUGGAAGCAAUGAUGAUUCUUCUAGUCAUUCAUCAGAUUCAUCCAGUGGAUCAGACAAGACAGGUGGUCCACCAGGAGCUAGCAAUGGAGCAGCAAAUGAAUCUAAUCAAGAGGAGGAGGAGGAGGAGGAGGAAGAUGAAGGAGAUCAGGAAUUAGGUGACAAAACUGAAGCAGUUACUGAAGGAGCAGCAACACCUCUCACUGUAUCUGACAGUAAGAAUGAAUCAGAGCUUUCAAGCACUGAUAAAUUUAAAGGUAUAGGAAAAUUCAUGAGGUACACUGGAAUGCUCUAUUAUGAAAAAGACGGAGUAGAAGAUUUGGUUACCUUCACUGCAGCUAAGAAACUAAAUGCUCUCAUUAAGUAUAUCACAAAAAAGCAUUCUCAUGCUAAAACAGGACAGUAUGUUUAUUUUCAUUUCAAAGAUAAAGAUGGAUACAUUGAGUUACAGUUUGAUGCUCCACAAGAUGAGCCAGUUACUGGAUGGGAUAUUAAACCUCACAUGAAACCAUGUAGAUUGUAUCGUUGUGAUGUUGACAAUUUUGGUAGCAAAGAUUAUCCUCUUCCUCCAUCUUGUCUGAUAUCAGUGUAUGGAUCACCUGAUGCUGUCCCUACACUACAUUACUCCAUACCACUGGAAGGUGUGGCUGAUCCUGUUACAUUAAACAUUCAUAGAGCACGAAGAAAUCCUCCUCCUUCAACAGAUCCUACUACCUCCUCCUCUAAUGUAGUACAUGAAUCAGCAUCAGUAUCAUCCACUGGAGGAGCUAAUCUUGCCAGUCAGUUAUAUGCAGCUUAUCUUAUUAGAGAAGAAAUCGGGGAGACUCGUAGCAUGGAAAAGUUUAUUGCAGAGUUCAAGGCUAGUCUUAGUUUUAUGAGGAAGUUACCUAAAGUACAGGAGCACUGUCAAAAGUUUCUAAACUCAUUCAUUGCUGUAAGAGGCAGUUAUGCUAAUGCAGCAGAAGCUUUAGUAUACGGAUUUAUAAAUCGUUAUCUUCCGUUCACAAACAAGACGUAA
Molecule: messenger RNA, 1450 nt
Organism: Amphimedon queenslandica
Lineage: Eukaryota; Metazoa; Porifera; Demospongiae; Haplosclerida; Niphatidae
Exons: 8
Coding region: 17-1450 (477 amino acids)
Source: RefSeq, a predicted model, not a curated record